Messenger RNA from Rasamsonia emersonii CBS 393.64, 771 nucleotides. RefSeq lists its product as uncharacterized. Bases 1 to 771 code for a protein of 256 amino acids. The transcript has 6 exons. Lineage: Eukaryota; Fungi; Ascomycota; Eurotiomycetes; Eurotiales; Trichocomaceae. The record is from RefSeq and is a predicted model, not a curated record.
AUGACCGAAUAUUCACUCAUCUUCUUCCUUUUACGACAUAAACUGUUUUAUCCUGGAACAAGAGUUUUCAAGGAAAAAAAGAUCGACUUUACCAAUUCCCAAUCCUCCUGGAUUCUAGAAGAGAAGCUCCUCGAAAGGAACGUUCAAGAUAAUGAGGCUAGUUAUAGGAUCCAUCAAGCUGCCUCUGCAGCUUGGGCAAUUUAUGUCUGCAAAAAUGUCGACAAUCCUGCCCAAGAAGCGAUUAUGAAAAUAUACAUGCAAAUCCCCUACGCAGGCUCAGAAUUCGACCCACCAGAACAUAGACAAUCUCAAGCAACAGCAACAGGACACCUCACCGGCUUCGCAGCCUCAGAACUCAGCGCUCUCAAACUCCUCACAGAGAAAGCAUGCCCGUCGACCCCAACGCUUCUGGAUUACAAACACGAUAUUCAAGGUCCAGAGGGCUUGGUUCCAGGCGGAAACGGUUUCAACGCAGGUCUUGUUCUUUCCUUGGGCACCUACGAUAAUCUCAUGUGGGAUGAUGCGUCAAAGAAAAUCUACUUCACAGGUUUCCAAUACACUCAUUCCCCAGAACCAGAUGAAGGAUGGGACGACGAGGAGUGGGAUAUAUGGGGUUUACGAACGCCGCCUACUACAGGCUUUCGCCCAAGUAGUCGACCUGCUGCUGAUGCUGAAAGAUCGAAGAUUGGAAAUCGAAAGGAAGAAGAAGAUGUUGAAGAUGAAGAAAAAGAAGAAGAUGAUGAUGAUGAUCACAAGGGAAUAAUAAGCUGA